This is a messenger RNA of Papilio machaon (common yellow swallowtail), 6001 nucleotides long. It is a transcript of the gene Ubr1, whose product is annotated as E3 ubiquitin-protein ligase UBR1. The transcript has 29 exons. Gene Ontology annotation, cellular component: cytoplasm; ubiquitin ligase complex. NCBI's taxonomy places the organism in Eukaryota, Metazoa, Arthropoda, Insecta, Lepidoptera, Papilionidae. The record is from RefSeq and is a predicted model, not a curated record. Gene Ontology annotation, biological process: protein ubiquitination; ubiquitin-dependent protein catabolic process via the N-end rule pathway. Gene Ontology annotation, molecular function: ubiquitin protein ligase activity; zinc ion binding. The coding region runs from base 428 to 5764 and encodes 1778 amino acids.
UUGUACAGUGAAGUCGAUUGUCCGUCUCGUCUCACCGUCGAUUAAUUUGCAUAUUUUUAUUUUCGAGGUGUUAAAUCAUUUAAAAAUAGUAUUUAAAUUUUCGUUCGUAAUUAUCAGACUUCCUAAUAGUCACUGAAAUAUGUGGAACAUUUUCUAAAACGGUAAUAAUAUUAUCACGUUGUGAUGGAGCUAAAUGUCAAAAAAUUCAGUGGAUUCGUGCCAAUGGUCAAGAAAUUGUAGCUGAUGUGAAAAUUAGUUAUUUGUGCGUUUAUUGAAAAACUGAUGGUAUCUGAAACAUUAAAUGCAGUGUUAGAUUAUUUAGAUUUUCUUCGGAAGGAAUUUUCGGCGUGGUUUAUCAAUCCAAUUGGAUUGGAUGAUUUAACAAUUUUGAAAGAGCGAAGUUUUCGAUAAGUGCGUGUAGUUCACAAUGAGUUCUCUACCGCCGGUGGAGCUGGAGGUGGAGGUGGUGGAUGACUCCAUGGAGGAUGAUACCACCGACAUGAUCCCCGCUGACAGGUUCACAUUGCCGGCGCGUGCUGACGCUGUGGUGGAGCUGUGGCGCGCCAAGUUGGCGGAAGGCGUGCUCUCCCCCGCGCACUUCCAGGAUCACUGGAGGGUCACCGUGCCCAGGAUAUACUCGCCGCAACCAAACAGGACAUGUCUCGAUUGGUCGUUCGACGAGGAGCUGGCUCAGAAGCUGUUGAUCCAGCCGCUGGAGCAGUUCGUAUGGGGCGGCAGUGACGCCUCGCAGGCGCCGAUGCCGCGCCGCUCCACUCUUUGCGGACGCGUCUUCAAGCAGGGCGAGCCCGCCUACAGCUGCAGAGAGUGCGGUAUGGACAACACUUGCGUGCUUUGCGUGGAGUGCUUCAAGGUGUCAGCGCACCGGCACCACAAGUACAAGAUGGGUCAGUCUGGUGGUGGCGGCUGCUGCGACUGCGGAGACACCGAGGCCUGGAAACGAGAUCCAUUCUGCGAACUUCACACCGCACCAGAGAACGACGAACAAGAGUCGCAGACCAGCAUCAGCGCUGAUGUGGUGGAGCGCAUGAAGAUCCUCGCCUCCGUCUGCUUCUCCUAUUGCUUCCGGCUGCUGACCCUCGACCACGCUCCCGGUCUGCCUAACGAACUUAGGCUGAAGGAUGGAGAGAGAGAUCUGCUGCAGAUCCUGGACCAACCGGACUGCUACUGCACCGUCAUGUACAACGACGAGACACAUACCUUCGAACAGGUGAUAGCGACUCUGACUCGCGUGCUGAAGGCGAACCACCGCGACGCCGUGGAGCUGGUCAGCCUCAUUGACCGCGAGGGUCGCGCCCUCGUCAAGUGCAACUCCUUCCAGAUAUGUGACAAGCUCAAGACUGAUAUCGAGGCGUUCACAUCUCGACACGGGCCAGUGCUGAAGGUGCUCGUGAUGCACGCGCACGUCGUCGCCCACCAGCACUACGCCAUGAAGCUGCUGCACUGGCUUCAGAACUUCGUAUGCAAGGAGCCGUCUCUCCGUCUGGCUGUGAGUCAGGUAGCGCUGGGGUCCGAGGUGGGCGGGGCUGUGGGCGCGGGGGGCGUGGCGGGAGCGGGGGGCGUGGCCGCCGGUGUCAUGCAGAAUGACUGCCGCAUGUGGAAGGCGGCGCGCACCGCAUGGCACCGCCUCCUCAUUGCCACCACGCUCAUGGAUUAUGACACAAAGCGGAAUAUGGCGAUAUUGUUCACCAAAUACUACGGGUCGAUGUUAAAGGACUUUAUCCGGGAUGAUCAUGACCACUCUUUCUCCAUCUCCUCGAUGUCGGUGCAGCUGUUCACCACACCCACUCUCGCCCACCAUCUUAUUGCGAAGCACGAUGCGUUAUUCGUCGUAAUGAAUACCUUCGUUAGUGAAUGCCUCAGGCGGUGUAAUAGCAAGGGUCGUCUGGAAUUCGAUCGCAACCAUGUAUCUAUGGCGUUCAAGCGAGCUCAGUUCAUUUUAUACGACGUGAAGUACCUCCUUGGCUCUGUGCCGACCACCUUUGAUGAUGAUCUGCGCAAAGGAUUCCUGCAUGGACUCUCCCUCAUCAUCUCCCUGCUGGUUAUGAUGCAGGGCAUGGACUCUGUUGUCAGACAGCGCGGUCAGCAUAUGGAAUACGAGCCGGAGUGGGAGUCCGCGUUCAAUUUGCACGUGAAGCUGGCCAACAGCAUCACCCUGGCGCUGGAGUGGUGCGGUGCUGAGCGCGGUCUGCUCGCCUCCGCCUACCGCAUGGCGCUGCGCAGACACGCAGACACGUGCACACACGAACCUCAUCAGCUCAGAGAAUUGGGCAACCAGAGUGCGCUGGUGAUACCCUACGAUGUGUCAUCAGAGCCGGUGUCAAUCCAUCGGCCAUUGUCGCGUUUCAUCGCCGGUCUGCAUCUCCAUCUGCAGCGACAUGGCCUCGCCUACCACAGCAGGGAGUUCGACCGACAUGAUAGACCCAAACCUACACCAGAGGAACUCAUUGAGCCGGUGUUAUGUACAAUGGCGAUGAUAGCGCAAGUACACGCAGGAAUGUGGCGGCGCAAUGGUUACGCUCUUCUCAACCAGCUCUACUUCUACCACAACGUGAAAUGCCGCACAGAGAUGCUGGACCGCGAUGUUGUCAUGCUGCAGAUCGGUGCAUCCCUUAUUGAGAGCAACGAGUUCAUAAUCCACGUACUGAACAAGUUCAACCUGCUGGAGUGGGCUGCACCUGACUUCGAGCAGCAGAACGUGGAGUAUGACACCUUGCGUCAGACCAGCAGCAUGGUUGAGGAGUUCCUCGGUCUGCUCAUCACUGUGGUUGGAUCUCGGUAUGUGCCUGGUGUUGGUGAGGUUAGCAACGAGGAUCGCACCAAGAAGGAGAUCAUACAGAUGCUGUGUGUCAAACCCAUGCCACACUCUGAACUCAACAGAUCUCUCCCAGAAGACCAGUUGCACGAAACCGGUUUGGAAGCUGUGAUCCAUGAAGUGGCAGACUUUGUGAAACCGAAGGGUGGCAACAAUCGUGGCAUGUACAAACUGAAGCCGCAUUUGUAUGAUGAAUAUGAUACAUUCUUCUAUCAUUAUACACGAGAGGAACUGUCCAAGAGUGAGGAGGAGCAGAGGAAUAGACGGAAGGCUGCUGGGUUACCGGAGUGCUGUCCUCCACCGCCGCUGCCGAAGUUGUCUCCUGCAUUCCGCCUGCUGGCCAGUCUGCUGCAGAGUGACGCGGCGCUGCACGUGCUGCGCUGCGUGCUCGAGCGCGCCCUAGAUCUGCGCGCGCGCGCCUUCUCCGAAACACAAGUGCAUAAGGCACUACAUCUGAUUGGAUACGCGGUGCGAGAUGAAGAGAGCGGACACUACGAGUUUCUUGCGUUCGCGGAGAGCGCACAGCGCAGCGGUCUUCUCGACCUGCUGCAGAAGCUGUGCUCCUGCGCACGAGUGGAGCCUCAUCUGCCACUCGCCAAGUGGUUGCUGGCCAGGCUCAAAGCUUUGCUGGGUCAGCCGGAUGAGCAUGCGGGUGAUGGUGACAAUAUGGACACCGACCAGGGACAAAAGGCCUCCGAGGACUCUGCAGAUGUAGAGAAGAGCCGCCGCGCCAAGCUGGCUGCGGAACGUCGCGCCAAGCUGAUGGAUCAGAUGAAGGCGCAGAUGAAUAAGUUCAUAUCCAACAACGCGGUGCUCUUCGAGGAGACCAACACUGAGGUGACGGCGGAGGAGCAGGAGCUGCGUCCGCUGUACGCGGGUGCUGCGCUGGGUGUGUGGGGGGGCGGAGUACCAGACCCGCCGCGUGUCUGCAUCAUGUGCCAGGAGGAGGCUCGUGUGGAACUGAACGUGGAACCCUUGGUGCUGGUUGCGUUCGUGCAGCAGUCGACAGUGCUGAGCCGGCUGAGGGGUGUGGUCAGCUGUCCUCGAGAUGCCUACCUAGCUGCAGGUGUUGGAUCUCAGCCUCAUGUCUCCACAUGCGGACAUGCUCUGCAUGCACGCUGCUGGAGGAAGUAUGUUGAUGGUGUGCGAGAUAAGGAGAAGAUCAGACCGUACCGGCUGCGUCAACCGGCGGCAUUCGAUGUUGAGAAGCGCGAGUACCUGUGCCCGCUGUGCGAGCGGCUCUGCAACACGGCCCUCCCCCUUGUACCCGCCCCCACCCUGCCGCCCGGCUCCCCGCCCCCACUCAGCGAGGACACCUACAACGAUUCUGUUGAACUUAUACUGCGGAUGAGGCAUCAGGUGUCAUCUGAGGCAGUGCACGUGUGCACGGAGUACUGCGAGGACAUCCACUGCGUGGCGCGCGCCCGCAGCGUCGGCGCCACCUCCUCCGAGACGGAGGAGGAGCCCGAGCCGGAGCCCGAGGUGUAUUCCUCCACGCACGCGGAGACCGUGCUCUCGCCCGAGCUGAUGGCCCACUUUUCUGCCUCGCCUUCGAGCCAGAACCAGGCUUUCACGCUCGUCGAGGACUUUGUGAGGACGAUGCCGCUAGUGUGCAACUCGAUGGAAACCGGUGGUCUGGUGGCGAUCGCAGCCCUGUACCGCUCCACCGCGUACACGGUCAUGUCUACGAACUCGGUGCUACAGGCGGAGGAGCGGCCGCUGCUGGGAGAGCUGCCCUCGCGCCACCGCGACGCGCUGCAGGCGCUCAUCCGCCUCGCCGCCGCCAUGCCCUCCAUCUGGGAGACGCCCAAGCACGUGUCUCACCACGCGCUCUGCACGCUGCAUGCCCUCGCAAAGACCUCGCCCCUCACCCACGAGGUGUUCGGUGCCCUCGUCGCCCUCGUCCUCACCGUGCCCUCUCUCUUCUGCAAGCCCGCAGGUCCCGCGCGCCCCACGCACCUCGCGAGACAGAUCGCCCUCGACGCCUUCCGCGCAGAAAUGACCAAGGCCCUCAUCGCGCUCGACGUCAGCGCCUGCACCAGCCAGCCCAUGGAGGACCAGGAGGAGUACAAAAUUCCCGCCGACCUCGAAAACCUGCUACCGCUCAUGAAGGAGCUACGGCGUGGCAACCUGCAGAUCGAGGAGCUGAGCGCGCCCGAAGUGUGGGAGAAGCUCAAACGGCAGUGCCACACGUUCCUGAGGUGCUGCUGCCUGUUCUUCCAUUUCCUGAGCGACAUCAUCCCGCCCACGGAGCUGACGGUGCGCGACGGAGACACCUGGGAGGUGAUGUGCGGGUACCUCAACCUGCCAGCCACCUUCCGCGAGCUGAUGGACACGCCGCUCGCUAGGAAGAAAGCGUUGGAGUGGUCCUCGUACUCGAACAAGUGGUUCCGCGGCGAUCUCAAGCCGGAGAUCGUGUUGGACCCGGGCGAGCCGCCGCGUCUCGUGCCUCUGCCCGACGACUUCUCCGAGCUGAUGAACGUCAUGUCCGAGUUCUCGUGCCCCAACUCGGAGCGCGAGGACAGCAAGUUCCCCACCAUGUGCCUCGUGUGCGGACAGAUUCUCUGCUCGCAGAGCUACUGCUGCCAGAUCGAGGUGUCUGGUAGAGGCGGAGUGACUGAGCACGUGGGCGCGGUGGUGGCGCACGCGGCGCAGUGCGGUGCGGGCUCGGGCGUGUUCCUGCGCGUGCGCGACUGCGAGCUGCUGUUGCUCGCCGCCGCAGCGCCUUCGCGCGGCGCCAUGCUGCCUGCGCCUUAUCUAGAUACCUACGGAGAGACCGACCAGGGUCUGCGUCGCGGCAACCCGCUGCACUUGUGCCCCGAGCGGUACGAGCGUCUGCGCAUGGUGUGGCUGUCGCAUGGCGUGCAUGAGCGCAUCGCGCGCGGCCUCGAUGCCAAUGUAAUGGUGGGCAACACAUGGCAGAACAUGUGAGGCGCCGCCCUGCCGCCGCCGCGCCGACACCCGCACAACCCGCACCACGAGCCAGACAUCGAGCCCGAGUACUAAGUGCCCGGGACGGACACGUGUCCUGUGCAGAGCGGCGACACGUGUGACACGUGCGAUGCUGCGACGACAUAAGACACUUGUGUGCUGUGUAGCGAGUGUAGUGCCGGAACUAUAAGUCACGUCCGUGAGUGUAUCAAAGAGACACGCGCGUGUAGUGUACGU